AUUUAAACGACCAAAACAAAGAUGGUGUCUGCAAAAAUAGAACGUGCAAUAGUGAGCAAUAUUUAAGUUCUGAGACUCAAACGUUCUGACAAAAACAUUUUACUAAGAAAAUACGAAAGAUACAAGAGCCAUGGCUGCUCUGGACUCACUAACAGAACUCAACAACCUGUUGGAGGAGUGGAACACUGAAAACAAUGCUGCAGGUUUUGCUGUCUCAGAUCCUGUGCCCAAACUGAAAAGACUUGCAGAGAUUUUUGAAAAUGAGACUGAAGCCUACUAUAAAAUGGAUCCAGAUCCAUUUGAUGAUCGCCACCCAGGAAGAGCCAACCCCACCUGUUCUCUUGGACACCUGUUUAAAGCCCUCUUUAAAAAUGAAGAAUUCAUGAACAGGCUGGUAAAUAGUUAUGUGUUGCACGCAGAGCGUAAUGUGGCCAUUCAGACACUGGCCUGUCGUCUGCUCUAUGAUAUACUUCCUGGCCUUGAAACGGCUGUCGUCUUCCAAGAAACAGAAGGCCUGGUGGACAAGCUGCUGGAGUGGGCAGAGAAGGCUGAUGAGCCCCUGCGCUCCUACGCCACGGGGCUGUUGGCCGGCGCCAUGGAGCUACAGGACGUAGCAUCCAACAACAAGGAGAAAAACUCACGACUGGUGAGUCUGCUACUGCAACGUCUACAUGAGCUACAGAAGGAAAUGCAUGCAGAGUAUCUGAAGACAGAAGCUGGCAAGCAGGAAGACCACAACAGACAUUUCCCUGUCUGUGAUGGCUCACCAAACAAAAGCAUUACGGCAGACGGGUUUGUGUCCCCUACAAAGAUAGCUUACUCCAGGUCCCCUGGUCGCGCUGAAAUGAUAUCUUCACCUUUCAAGAAAUCCCCAGCCAGAUCAGAUGGUGUAAAAGAAGAGGUUAUUUUAGUUACACAGUCUGACAAAUGUAAUGGCAUAGAAUCAGAUAAAUCAGUGGUACAAUCUCCAAAGGCAACUGAUUUUGACGGGGGUCAAACAGGGUUAGAAUUAAAGGAAAGCAAUGACUCUAAAAAUAAACCAGAUAAUAUAGCUAGCAUUAGUGAGACAGCUUGUUGCAGUAACAAGAUGGACCAAGUUAAUGCAGAAAUACGGCUAGUGGAGAAAUCUAGUGCAAAUGGUGACCUCAUUGACUCAGAAUCUGAUGGUGAAGUUAAGAGUGAAGGAAUAACAGUGGAGGAAAGAAAGGCUAGAAUAAAAAGGACACUGUCUCCAAGUUAUUACAGUGAGGAUGUGUACAGAUUCAAACGACAACGAGUAAGGGAAGAUAGCUUUAUGUUGAGUGAUGUGAGCAACAGUAGCUGGGCAGAGAUCCAACCAUAUGUGAUUGGCUCCUACAGCCUUGAACCCAUGACCCUGGGCAUGAAACAGAGGAUGAUACUGCAGUACCUCACCCCCAUGGGAGAGUACCAGGAGCUGAUAAGUCUUGCAUUUGAGCACCGUGCCAUGGACCUGGUUUUCUACUACAUCAACCUCAAGUACAACAGGGAUGUCAGGCUGGCUUUUGAAGCUUUGAAGUAUCUGGCAGUGCUUCUAUGCCACAAGAAGUUUGCCAUAGAGUUCCUGAAUCAUGGUGGGGUACAGAAGCUUUUGAACGUGUAUCGACCCUCAAUCGCUGCCACUGGGGUGUCCCUAUGUCUCUACUACCUCUCUUACUUUGAGGACGCCAUGGAGCGGGUGUGCCUGCUGUCAGAUCAUCUUCUCACCACACUGGUCAACUAUGUGCUGUGGUUGAUGGAGUGUUCGCAUGUGUCCAGUCGAUGUCAUGCGGCCAUGUUCUUCCUGCAAUCCUUUCCCUUCCUGGUUAUUCUCAACCGCUUUGACACCCAUGAUGGACUUCGACGUCUCUACAAUACACUCAGUACGCUGGAGAUAAUGAACAUAGAGAGCAAUGCGAGCCUCACAGAGGACCAGAUGUUCACACAGCGGCAGAGUGCCAGGCACGUGUGUGUGGCACUCAAGAAGUAUUUUGAAUGUCAUCUCGUGCUAAAGGUCAAUGAGUUGAAGCGGUCCCAUGCCCGAAGUGAGGGAGGUUCACCGCACCACGAGACACCAGCUUACAAGUCCCUGAAGCUGACCCCAGAGCUGGUGCAGGACUGCAUGGAGCUGAUGAUGGAGAUGAUGCCAGUGAGGCAGCAGUGGACGCCUGAGGCCACGUUCUUCAAGCUUGGUGGGAUAUCACUGCUCACACAGCUCGUGGCCAUGUCCCAUGACUGGCCCAGUUACACUGGAAAACCAGAGACGAUACGAGCUGCCCUUGAUGUGAUCAGCCUGUGCUGUGUGACCCCCAGGUCCCAGCUACAGUUACUGCAGUCAGUUCCACUGCCAGAAAAUGUGGUCACACCUGCCAUCAGUGUGUUCAUUGGUAUGAGCGAGGGAGACAAUGUACAGGAUCCGGAAGUUCAAAGGUCUGCUCUCUCCAUCAUAAUCAACUGUGUCUGUGGACCCCUGGAACGGCUGGGCGGUGGUGUGGGGCGCUACAUGGGGUCAGGUGCAAGGAAGAAGGUAAACUGGAAGGUCGGGGAGGACGUGCUGUCCAAGAUGUGGAACGGUGUACGGGAAAAUAACGGCAUCAUGGUAUUGCUGAAGCUUCUGACACUGAAAACUCCCAUCACAGAUGCUGACUCUAUCAGAGCCAUGGCUUGUAAGGCUCUGGUUGGCAUGGCGCGGUCAGAGACAGUGCGGCAGAUCAUCAGUAAGCUCCCCAUCAUAUCCAGUGGGCAGCUACAAUCCUUAAUGAAGGAGCCAGUGUUACAAGACAAGCGUCAGGAGCAUGUGAAGUUCUGUAGGUACGCGACACAACUUGUGGAGAAAGUCUCUGGCAAUCAGACUCACCGCUACAGCAACGCCUCUCUUGAUGACAUCAGGAAGGCUGACAUAGUGGCCCAGUCCAAGAUCAUAUUCCAAGAGAAGGAGCUGCUGCAACUUAUACAUGAUCACCUGCAGAGUAAAGGAUACCAUGACUCAGCAGAGGUCCUACAGAGGGAGGCGGGGCUAGCAGGCUGUGUGACACCACCCCCAGGGGGCCCAGGCCCCGCUCCCCACCUGUUCACCCCUGUCCACACUGCCAGUCCACCCUCACACUACACCAGUGUACAGGUUGGCUUGCUCACUCCUAGACCUCUGCAUCGUCCCCUGAGCCAGCAGUUGGCAUUUCCACACAGUGGCUCGACUGCCUCCCACACUAACACCCAGUCCUCCAGUCACCCAGCUCCCUCAGGCCAACAGACUGGCACCCAGCAUCAUCCAAACCAGCAAGCAGAGAACCAGUCUAAUCUACAUUCCCUAAGUCAGACCUCACCCGGGAAGCAGCUGAACAUUUCCCAUUCACAACCACAGCAAUUGACAGAGAACCAGUCUAAUAUUUCAAGUUCACAACAGCAAUUGACUGGCAACCAGUCGAACAUUCCUGCCACAGCGUCAUCAGCCCCGAACCAGUCUACAGGUUCUGGUCCCCAGCAACUGCUACCUGCCAGUAACCAGUCUACUUUGCAGCAUGUGCAUCCUGCAGGUCAACAGUCUAACUCCACACCUCAGACACCUGGUGGGCCUAUCCGCUUCAGCAUCAGUCGACAGGGCCAGGCCAGCAAUACACCAACAAUCUCCCACACUGCAUUGAGAGCGCCUGCAACCCAACAAAGGUGUCGAUAUGUGAAGGAGCGUGAUCCAGUCCUGUUCAGCCCUGCAAUCAAGCGGGAGAUGAUGCAACGUACACACACAGAGUACGAGAUCAGCCUAGAUAAGAUCAUCACAGAAUAUCUACGGAAGCAGCACGCCCUCUGUCGCAACCCAGUCGUCACGUGCCCACCCAUGUCUCUCUUCCAUCCCCAUCGGUGUCCAGAGCCGAGGUGUAGACAGAGCGCGCCACUAAGCUUCACUGCACGCACUCUGAGGAGACUGAUUCACCCGAGGUUUGGUGGGCCUGAUGGUUGCAAACUAGACAGGAAGUUCAUCUACAGCAGGUUCCGCCCUUUGAGGACGUACAAGGACACUGAGGAUGAUGGCUUCUCCUGCUGCACAUUUGCUACAAGCCAACAGUAUUUAAUGAUUGGUACCUAUGGGGGCAAUCUGCGGCUGGUCAACACACAAAGUGCUGAGGAGACUGGCAGUUUUCAUUGCCAUUCUUCACCUGUCACCCACUGUGAACACUCCAAGGAUGGCAAGCUGGUGUUGACUGCCUCCUCCUAUGGCAUCAUGUACAGCUCUGCACUCUGGUCUUGGGGUUCAGAGACCCUCGAUAACAAGUUCAACUUUGAGGAUCACCACCUGGAGUUCAGCCGCCACAUCCAGGACCGGUUGAUAGGCACCAAGGAUGAGACUGCUCAUAUCUAUGACCUGACCACUGGCCAGAUGGUUGUGAAGUUAUAUGAUGCAGACAAGGCCAACAAUUACAAGGCCAAUCGUGCAAUCUUCAACCCAACAGACGAGCUUGUACUCAACGAUGGUGUCCUUUGGGACGUGAGGUCGGCCAAGGCCAUCCACAAGUUUGACAAGUUCAACCAGUAUGUCAGUGGAGUAUUCCAUCCAGUUGGCCUCGAAAUCAUCAUCAACUCAGAGAUUUGGGAUAUCCGCUCCUUCCGUCUUCUGCACACGGUUCCGGAGUUGGACCAGUGCCAGAUACGCUUCAAUCACCGUGGAGAUGUCAUGUAUGCGACACGUAUAGACGAGGAGUUGGACACGGAGACAGAGCGCCACAGUCCGUAUGGCUCCAUCUUCAGGACACUGGACACCACCAACUAUUCACUCAUUGCCACUGUUGAUGUGAAGUCACGUAGUAUCACUGAUAUCUCCACUGACAAGAUGGACUCCUACCUUGCUGUUGUAGAGAACACGCAGUCACAGGAUAUCGGGUCCAAUGAGAACAUCUGUCGACUGUAUGAGAUAGGCAAGGUGAAGGAUGAUGAAGAUGAUCAGCAAAAUGAAGAGGAGGAGGAACAAGUUCCUGAUGAUGACGAUGAUGAUGAUGACGAUGAUGAGGACGACGACAAUGGUGAUGAGUUCAUGCUGGGGGAUGAUGAUGAUGAAAAUGAUUCUAAUGAUGGGGAGGAUGCAGACAAUGAAGACCAUGAUGCUGAGAUUCUCUCCGGCAGCGAUGGUAGCGAUCUGGUACUGUCGCUAGGAUCUGAUGAUGAAGAUGACGAAGAUGAUGAUGACGGCAGUGGCAGUGAUGAUGAUGGCAGUGAUGAUGGUGAAGAAGAGGAUGACGAUGAUGAUGAAGAUUUUGAUGAUGUUAUAUUUGAGCUAGCUGAUUAACAAAGAUUUUUUCUAAAAGGAGUUUUGUUAGUUAGCACCAGUCUUCAGUUUUUUUGUUGCCUGCUUUGCUACAAAAAGUAUGACUGUUUUUUAAGGGAAUGAAAGCAUCCUUGUCGAAAUAUAUAUAGGCAGUAUUCUGAUGUACAUUAGUUAUGACACAGUGAUUAACUUGAACUGUUUUAUAGACUAAAGCAAAUUUUUCAAACAUAUAAAGUCAUAAUUUGCUGAUGUACUAAUCGUAUAUUGAUGAAUUUGUUCAUUUGAGCUGAGUUCUAGAAAAAUAGGGCUUAAUUCAUGAACAUCGAGUGUCAUGUCAGAUUAGCAUGUGAAGUCUGCACAGGCUAAUGAGAAAGAACACUUUCCGCUAUUAUUGUAUUUUUUUAGCUCACCUGAGCUCAACGUGCUCAUUGUGAGCUUUUGUGAUCGCCUUUCGUCCGUUGUCCAUUGUGCCUUGUGCGACUUCAACAUUUGCAUUGUUCACUCUUUAGAGGCUUCAUUUAUUGUCCAAUCUUCUUGAAAUUUGGUCAGAAGCUUGGUUUCAAUAAUAUCUUGGAUGAGUUCAAAAAUGGUUACGUUUGCUUGGAAAACAUGGCUGCCAAGGGGCGGGGCAUUUUUCCUAAUAUGGCUAUAGUAAAAUCUUGUUAACACUCUAUAGGCCACAUUUAUUGUCUGAUCUUCAUGAAACUUGGUCAGAAGAUUCAUCCAAUAAUAUCUUUGAUGAGUUCAAAAAUGAUGCCGGUUGGUUGAAAAACAUGGCCGCCAGGGGGCGGGGCAUUUUUCCUUAUAUGGCUAUAGUAAAACCUUGUUAACACUCUAGAGGCCACAUUUAUUUUCCGAUCUUCAUGAAACUUGGUCAGAAGAUUUGUCUUACUGAUAUCUUCAAAAAUGGUAACCUUUGCUUGAAAAACAUGGCUGCCAAGGGGCAGGGCAUUUUUCCUUAUAUGGCUAUAUUUGGCUAUAGUAAAAUCUUGUUAACACUCUAGAGGCCACAUUUAUUGUCAAAUCUUAAUGAAACUUGGUCAGAAGAUUCAUCCCAAUAAUAUCUUGGACGAGUUCGAAAAUGAUGCCGGUUGAUUGGAAAACAUGGCCGCCAGGGGGCCGGGCAUUUUUCCAAAUAUGUCUAUAAUAAAACCUUGUUAACACUCUAGAGGUCGCAUUUAUUGUCCAAUCUUGAUGAAAUAUGGUCAGAAGAUUUGUCCCAAUGAUUUCUUGGAUGAGAUCGAAAAUGGUUACGUUUGCUUUAAUAACAUGGCCGCCAAGAGGCAGGGCAUUUUUCCUUAUAUGGCUAUAUAAGGCUAUAGUAAAAUCUUGUUAACACUCAAGAGGCCACAUUUAUAGUCUGAUCUUCAUGAAACUCAGUCAGAAGAUUCAUCCCAAUAAUAUCUUGGACGAGUUCAAAAAUGAUGCCGGUUGGUUGAAAAACAUGGCCACCACAGGGGCGGGGCUAUUUUCCUUAUAUGGCUAUAGUAAAACCUUGUUAACACUCUAGAGGUCACAUUUAUUUUCCGAUCAUCAUGAAACUUGGUCAGAAGAUUUGUCCCAAUGAUAUCUUGGAUGAGUUUGAAAAUAGUUUUGGUUGCUUUAAAAACAUGGCCACCUGGGGCGGGGCAUUUUUCCUUAUAUGGCUAUAGUAAAACCUUGUUAACACUCUAGAGGCCACAUUUAUUGUCCAAUCUUCAUGAAAUUUGGUCAGAAGAUUUGUCUCAAUGGUAUCUUGGAUGAGUUCGAAAAUAAUUAUGUUUGCUUGAAAAAAAAGGCUUCCAAGGGGCGGGGCAUUUUUCCUUAUAUGGCUAUAGUAAAAUCUUGUUAACACCCUAGAGGCCACAUUUAUUGUCCGAUCUUAAUGAAACUUGGUCAGAAGAUUCAUCCCGUUUAUAUCUUGGAUGAGUUCAAAAAUGAUGCCGGUUGGUUGAAAAACAUGGCUGCAGGGGUGGGGGGGGCAUUUUUCCUUAUAUGGCUUUAGUAAAACCUUGUUAACACUCUAGAGGCUACAUUUAUUUUCCGAUCUUCGCGAAACUUGGUCAGAAGAUUUGUCCCAAUAAUAUCUUGUUAUCUCAGGUUAGCCACUUGGGGCCUUUCAGGCCCUCUUGUUUUAAUAAGUCUCUUUGAGGGAAAUUCAGUUUGGCCUGAAAGUGCUGUUUGCAUGAGCUAUUCAGGGACAAAGGUUUUUGCACAUGCAUUAAGCCCUAUUUUCCCAACACAUGGCUCAAAAAUUUAAAACAUAUUGCUGACCAAUUAAUGGUACGUUGAUUUAUUCGUUCAAUGUACAUAGCUGCAUAGAAGUACAACUGGCAAAGGUAUUUAUUUCAGUUUGUUUGUAUUAUAGAGUUAUGUAAAUACUAGUAUUUUCCUUGAAACUGAAUUCCGAUGUUACUGUUUUGUACUUUAAACUUGAUAAUGAAACAAUUUUAGUUACAAGUUACUGAUAUUGAAAAUGUCAUCAAUUACUUUCAGCAAAAACGAAAAUAUAAUACAUGUGUACAUUUGGAUUGUGGUUAUAUUGUUAAGUAUUUGUAAAUGUUCUUUUAAUAGGUUGGUUAACUUUACCUAAAAUAUUAUCCCAAGAAAAAAUAGGAAACAAAGCUUAUAUGAAAAAGAAAGGCAAUACAUUUCAAAAAAACUUCUUUUCAAUGUAUUGUACGUUUACUAUUAAAGAGAGGUAGAGAUCUUUUGUAGUCUCUAAGAUGUAAAGGUUGAUAUUAAAAUGCAAGAAUAAUGAUCCUACAACAUAAAUGUU
Messenger RNA from Dreissena polymorpha, 8009 nucleotides. RefSeq names its product DDB1- and CUL4-associated factor 1-like. Gene Ontology annotation, biological process: protein ubiquitination. NCBI's taxonomy places the organism in Eukaryota, Metazoa, Mollusca, Bivalvia, Myida, Dreissenidae. Gene Ontology annotation, molecular function: protein binding. Bases 131 to 5272 code for a protein of 1713 amino acids. The record is from RefSeq and is a predicted model, not a curated record. Gene Ontology annotation, cellular component: Cul4-RING E3 ubiquitin ligase complex; nucleus. The transcript is spliced from 38 exons.